AUGGAGGAGCUGUGUUGCUGGUGGCUGGGCUACAUGCAGAACUUCAGGGCCAAAAAAGACGAGUGCAGAGGGGGGUUACUGUAUGUUGUUCACACCCAAGGUCCACUUGAUGGAAGCCUAUAUGCCCGGGUCCGCAAGAAAGACUCCCUGGAGGGAGCUGUCACCAUCAACGGCCUCCCAGUCCAUGAAAACCCCUUAACCAAUGCCGAGAAUCCAUUACAACAUGCCAACCAUCCCCUCCAAACCACUGACCAGACCCUUCCAGUGACAGGCCACGCCUCCCUCCCUGCUGUCGACCAUACCCUCUCCGUGAGCAGCGACUCAGGCAACUCUACCGCAUCCAUAAAGACUGAUCGUACUGAUGAGCACAGCCAAUCCUUGCAGGGUGCCGUUAACCACAGCAACCCAAUAGCGACCCACCCGCCACUCAGCCCACAGGAGAAAAGAGAGCUUGACCAGCUUCUGAGCGGCCUUGAGGCACCAACUCAUCAACGACAAGCCUACCUGUCCACGUCCACCAGUCCAGGAGGAGGUGUCCGACACCUGGUCCCAGCGCAGGUGCAUGUCAACGGGGGCCACACAAGGCUAGUUGGCGCCUCUUCAACAGAGGAGCGUGAGACAGAUAUUCUCGACGACGAACUGCCUAAUAGCCAAGAGGGUAAUAGUGUGGACAGCUUGGGCACGCUGUCAUCCCUAGAGGGCCAGGCGACUCCAGCUGACCUAUACUACCAAUCACAAACGCCCAUCAGCAGGCAGAACGACGGGCCCUACCUUGAGAGAGGUGUUCUUGGAGAGAAGUUGAGUGAGAUGCCUGUGCAUGGAGUACGAACUCCCAUGGCGAUGCAAGAGAGGUCUGUGGACUCUGCAUCACCACAGGUGGGAUACAACAACUACCAGAACGGAGGUGGGAUGUACCGUUCACAGUCUUUUGGGAAUCAGCCAGCCAGCAGCCCCGAGACCAACCCUAAACUGAUGCCCAGGGCCCCAGAGAGGAGUACCAGUAGCCGGGAAGCUGUUCAAAGAGGUCUCAACACCUGGCACCAGUAUAGCCUCCCAGAUGAUCCAUUUGGCCCUCCUCUUCAGUCAACUCAUAGCUUGCCCCAUUUCCCCACCUCAGCCUCGCAGCGAGACAUUGAGCAGUCCAUUGAGGCGCUCAACAUGCUCAUGCUCGACCUGGACCCAAUCAACUCCCACAUGUCCAAGUCCCACAGUGCGCCUCCUGGGGAGAACAGCCUCAAUUCAUCCCAAGCACCCUUCUCCCAGACCCUCGCAAGACCCUCAUACCAAGCAGACUCUGCCAUCCACGGUUACAACAACUCUGUGUCUGUGAACAACUCCUUUCAUCAGCCCCUGGGGCCAACUGGGAGAGUCUCAACGUUGCCCAACCAGAGCCCCCUUACGGAGUCCCCGGUGUGUUCUCCCCAGAGGUCCAACGCUGGCUACCAACACCAAAACACCACCCCGACACACACCCCAGAGCCCUACCUCCACACACGCCAAGCUGCCCACCACUACCCCACAGAUCCCCCCUCUAAUUUCAACCAGCAGGUGCCAGUGAAGCCUGUGAACUCAUAUCCAGGCAUGGGGGUUUCCCACUCCCCGGACUUGCAGGGUUCGUCUCCUUAUCCAGGCUACAGUGCCUCUUCCUCUCCUCUCCCUGCACUCACUCCCCAGCCCAAGGAUACAUCUUCUUCAUCCUUGCCCAGAGAACAAGAUGCAGAGGAGGAGACGCUAAACUUGGAGGGCCUGGUGGCUCACCGCAUCGCUGGGGUUCGCUCAAGAGGAAUGACCCCAGAAGUGACGCAGGAAACGGGUAGGCGUCGGACGACCAGUGAGGGACAGUACCAGAGCAGCCAUGAUAAUAUGCCGACAGUGGAUUCACCAGACUUCGCACACAAUCUGGCCCUCAACCCAGGAGGAAGACCCAGAGAGGGUCCUAUGCACAGCUAUCGGGAGGCAUUUGAGGACUAUGAGGCGGACGGGUUUGCCAACAGUCCCACCUUUGGAGGCGGUGGUGAGAAUUCCCCCCAGACCCCCGGCUUCCCCGUGUCGCCACAGACUCCUUACUUCAACAUGUCUCGCUCUCCUCCAGGUUUGGCUAAGACUCCUCUGUCAGCGCUGGGACUUAAGGCGCAUCAACACAGUGGAUCAGAUAAUCGCAGUUUUGGGGACUCCAGAGCACAACUUUUCAACGCUCCUCUCUCCUCCAGCAGUCCCAUCCAGAGUGCUGAUGGGAGGACGAUUGGUUCUUCAGAUGGGGCCCCACACAGCCCCUCCCACUCCUACCCUCACAGACCCGCCUCUCCCGAGGGCUCCCAGGUCAACAUCAUGGGCGUCCACACUGUCCCUGGCAGCCCCAACACCCUCCACCGCACAGUGGCCACCAAUACGCCACCGAGCCCCGCCCUCCAAAGACGCCUGGGUCAGGCGAGCCCUUUGCUGGCCAGACACCCACCUCCAGCUGGUGGCAACAUCCCUUCUAGCCCUCUGAUAGGCCGAAACCCUAAAACUGCAGUGGCUGGUGUGCCUCCCAGCCCUCUGAUGGGGCGCCGUACAGUAGCGAGCGGCCACAGCACGCCAGAUGAAUUGGGGGCUGCGUCUCGUCAGGGGAGCGUCCAACCGCCCUCCACGCCUGCUUUCCCCGUCUCCCCACAGCUGCCGGAGAAGAGGCACAUGUCCAGCGGAGACGCAGAGCGGAUGGACAACAAGAACCUGACGCUCACACCGGUCAGCGGUGGCAGCACGCCAAACCUGUCUGGCACGCACACGCUGCCAGACAUCUCAAAGUCCAUAUAUGAUGGUUAUCCGGACAUUAAGAUGAAUGUCAAGUUUGUCCAGGACACCUCCAAGUUCUGGUACAAGCCAGACAUCUCCAGAGAGCAAGCCAUCAAUCUGUUGAAGGACAGGGAGCCCGGGGCGUUCAUCAUAAGGGACAGCCAUUCCUUCCGUGGAGCCUACGGCCUGGCCAUGAAAGUGGCCUGCCCUCCACCAACCGUCCAACAGAACAAAAAAGUUGGUGACAUGACUAAUGAGCUGGUGAGACACUUCCUGAUUGAGACAAGCGCAAAAGGCGUGCGUCUGAAGGGUUGUCCCAAUGAACCCUACUUUGGUUGUCUUUCUGCUCUGGUGUACCAACACUCGAUGACUCCACUGGCUCUGCCCUGUAAGCUGAUGAUCCCCACCAAAGACCCAAACGAAGAGGCGUUGGAACUUGCCACACCUACUGAUCCUGUUGCUGAACUUCUGAAGCAGGGGGCAGUUCAGAAAGUUCCUGAGGAUGCCCAUGCGUGCAAUGUUCUCUACAUCAACUCUGUGGACAUGGAGUCUCUCACGGGGCCUCAGGCCAUUGCCAAGGCGAUCAGUCAGACACUGGCGAACAACCCUCUGCCUGAUGCGACCACCGUCCACUUCAAAGUGUCGACGCAAGGCAUCACGCUCACUGACAGUCAGAGGAAACUUUUCUUCAGGCGACACUACCCCAUCAACACGGUAACCUACUGUGACAUUGAUCCCCAGGACAGAAAAUGGGGCAAAGAAGGAGGAGGUUCAGUGAAGCUUUUUGGAUUCGUUGCAAGGAAACAAGGAAGCACAACAGACAAUGUCAGCCACCUGUUUGCUGAGCUGGACCCAGAUCAGCCCGCCUCCGCCAUCGUCAGCUUCGUCUCCAAAAUGAUGAAGCGGUGAAACCCCAAACGUCCAGAUGGCAGUGGCCAAUUUUGAAAUCUUCCUUCGUCAUUGGUGUCUUUUUCGCCAGGACUCAAUGAUGUCCUUCUUAUUUCUGUUUCCUGUUGGUUUGUUUGUCUUUCCCUUAUCUCUCCUUUUUUCUCUCUGCCUUGCUGGUUUGUCUUGACUUCGGUCUUUUUUGAAAGAGUCUCUAUUUGAGGGAUUUAGUGUGGAUCCAGAGUGGCGCUAGUGGAUGUGUGGUGUGGAGCUGUGAACGUGACAAACAUGGAGGCCAAUGAGGGGAGAAAAAUUACUCACAGGGUAACCUGUGCUAGAUGAAAAUGCUAGCUAAAGACUAAAGGAGCAAUGCUAAGUUAUGUCGGGGAACAUGUAAGGACUCGUAUGUUUCAGGGUUUUCUGUUGUCGUUUUUGUUGAUUGAUUUACCAAAGGUAGUUGCAACACAAGUGCAAGAAUGAUGUAGCUAUUAAGCCAUUAUUAUUUCCUCUUUUCAAAAGAUGAAGUGUUGAACAAACAAAAAAAGAAAAGAAAUACGGUUUCUUCUUGAACUUGUCUUCAGGAAAAAAGUUGGCCUCGAUGGCUUUUAGCAAAACAGUCUCUGAAGACCUUAUGCAUGUUAGCUUGAUCUUUAAGCUUGGUUCUUCUACCUUCCACAAAAGUCAUUGUGAAAUCCUAGAGUGGUCAUUUCCAGGUCUGUUGUGUGUUUGAAAGGGCUCUGCAGUGAAACAACGACUGAUCUAAACUGCGCAUAGCAGACCAGACUCAAAAAAAAAACGCCACGCUAAGGUCACCGCACUUUGUGUCAGUGCAGCCACACUUUGCUUCACCUCGGCCUCCGGUCCAAGCCUGAUCUCUCUCUCUCUCAAAACUCGCUUAUUGGAUUACUUUCACCUGAAAUCAGCAAGCUCCUGAUAACAUGGCAGACAGAGAGAGGAAGACUGUUUGUCCACACGAUGGCGCCAUUCAUUCAGGCUUGGACUCUGCCCUAGACUUGCCAUCACCAACUGCUUGCAGUAGUGGAUCUGUUGAUAGACGCUGCCACUGAAACACACUGGAAAUCACCAGGGACUGACCCCAUGACCUGGACCUAUGCACUGUUCUUUAUGCAUGUUGUUGUCCCAAAAUGCACCCUCCCUCAUAGCUACAUUCACCAUCACUGAAAACAUUCUAUGCUUUGUGCUGAAAAUGACUUAAAAACCUUUAGACAAGUACACUGAGGUUUUAUGUCUUGUCAAAGACUGCAUGAAAUAGACAACAUUUUUGUAUUCUUCUCAGAGUCCUGAAAAGAAGUAGACAACCCAUUGUUGAAGUAGUCACAUGAUGGUGAGAUGCUAUAUUUUACUUAUGUUUUCUUUAUUUUUUUGUCCAUUUGAGCCAGGGUUACCUUUCACUGUAUCAAGGACAGUCCGGUCUCUUUUCCGUUCCACAGUGUCGUCAAAAUUUACAUUUAGGCACCUUUUAGGGCAAAGGGGAAAAAAACACAAGGAGUUUCCACACUGUGCUCAAAUGCCUGCUCGUUGAACACACGCUCAACCAUUCACAAUAAGCUAAGGAAAAUUGAUAUUGAUAUAAAUGUACAUAGAUAUACUACUUUGAAAGGUGACAUAGCGAAAAAGUAUUUAUUUUUGUUGCUUUGGUCCCUCAUGAUUACUCAUAUAUACAUAUAUUGUACAGUCUAGAUAAAGAAGAUUACCUAAUGGGUUGAGACAAAAAAUAUAUUCUUAUUUUGGCUAAUGAUUUCAAAGUCUGACGAUUUUGAAAUGUGUUUGAAUAUAUGGUGUACAUUACUUUGUACAUGUAUAUGUUUGUUUUUCGGCUUGUCAUGUUUUUCCAUUUUUGCGUUCUCUCAGAACGAGGUAGGGCAUGAAUGAGAAUUAGAAGCCAAGAGUCUGAAUUGCAUGGACAGAAGCAUUUGAGUGCGUUUCAACAGCAGAAACACGCUCAUCAAAGCAAAUGCGUUGUAGCUGUUAGAUCUUAAGGCAAGGACAUGCCGAUUUUAGUAAAGGGAAGCACGAAAAAUUUCAGCAGCCAACCUCAAAUGCAAUAUGAAAAGAGCUGUAUGCACCCAUGACAGUUACAAUUAUAAUUUUGCCAAAGAUUUAAACACUUUACACAUCUAUGCUGACUAGCUGCAUGUUGCUUUUUACAUUCAACUGCUACUCCGUUUCCAUUUUUGUGUUCCACACACCUUGUUCAGUGUUAACAGCAAAUUUAAGAAAGCUCAACCAGCGAGGACACAGAUAUUUGAGUUACUGGUCAUAUAAGUAUCGCAGGGGCCCCUUGCAUUUAUACAGAGAGAUGUUCAGCUGCAGAUGACGAAAGUAUGGACUUUUUAAAAAUGUGUUUUUACUGGUGUCUCAGCACUCAAGAAAUGUGUCCAGGCCUGCUAGACCCCGAUUGGAAGUGUGUAAACAAAGCACUUAUAUUCACAAUACCAAAAGAGGAGUGACAUAAUUUCCAUAUGGGUGUCAGUGCUGGAGGUAAAUAAAGCUAGACGUGUCUCACCGCGAUGCUAAAGCUCUACAGCAGCAGCUUUGUCAGACUGCCAAAGGUGUCUUCUCUGGCCCUCUUGAAAGUCAGUGAUUUAUUUAUUCUUAUUUAUUCUUUUAUUUUUUUCCUGACAUGUUUUUAAAGAUCUCGUUUCAUCGUCGCAUUAUCACAUUACCGCAAUUUUAACGGUCGGUGUUAACGAAUGGAGGAAUGUAUGGUGGCGCUUUAUUGAAAGCAAAGAGGUACAGUGCACUUAAAGCAACUAUAAGCAAGCCAUAUGCCAUUUUUAGUCAAUUGGAGAAAGCAAAAUAAAUAAAUAAAUGUUCUCCCAAAUUUUGAAAAAUGUGCAUUGUACCUGUAGACUUUGAGUCAAGAGUUACCUUGUUGUUUCAGUGAAAAAGAAGUGAUUUCUGUGACCCCCUAUGUACAGAUGGGACUUGAUGUAUGAAUGUGCAACUAUGGAUGUACAGCAGGGUCUCAGAUUUUGUUUGCGCUUAUCAUUUACAUUAUAUUGUCAUGGCUUACCUGUUCCUAAGGAGAAAAAAAAAACAUUAAAGCAAUACAAAUCAGUUACAUUAA
Messenger RNA from Micropterus dolomieu (smallmouth bass), 6751 nucleotides. It is a transcript of the gene tns1a, whose product is annotated as tensin 1a. The transcript has 17 exons. The record is from RefSeq and is a predicted model, not a curated record. The coding region runs from base 1 to 3684 and encodes 1227 amino acids. Gene Ontology annotation, molecular function: protein binding. Gene Ontology annotation, biological process: fibroblast migration. Lineage: Eukaryota; Metazoa; Chordata; Actinopteri; Centrarchiformes; Centrarchidae.